This is a messenger RNA of Amborella trichopoda, 998 nucleotides long. RefSeq lists its product as uncharacterized. Gene Ontology annotation, cellular component: precatalytic spliceosome; U2 snRNP. The record is from RefSeq and is a predicted model, not a curated record. Lineage: Eukaryota; Viridiplantae; Streptophyta; Magnoliopsida; Amborellales; Amborellaceae. Gene Ontology annotation, biological process: mRNA splicing, via spliceosome.
GUAAAAUACCAUAGUAAAAUAUUUUACCAUGAAAUAAUUUUCCCGGAAAAGAUAUACAAUCUACUUAAAUCCCUUGUCCCCGAGACCCCUCGUCUCCCUUUCUAAACCCCAUCCCAUAAUAGCGAUUAAACCAGCCUUCUCUCUCUCUCUCUCUCUCUCUCUCUCAGAAGCUCAAAAAGCUAAGCAUUGUUCUCAGAAGCUCAACUCUCUCUCACAGAUAGAAUUUCCAUUUUGAAAGACACCUUCCUAAGCAACUGGGAUUGUCCAAACUCCAAACCUGUUUUCCUUUGAAGGCCUAAAGAAACAAAGAUGCAGGCCAGCGACAGGUUUAAUAUCAACUCGCAGCUCGAGCAUCUCCAAGCAAAAUAUGUUGGCACUGGCCAUGCUGAUUUGAACAGAUUUGAGUGGGCAGUGAACAUUCAACGCGAUAGCUAUGCAUCAUAUGUUGGCCAUUAUCCCAUGUUGGCAUAUUUUGCUAUUGCAGAAAAUGAAUCGAUUGGGAGAGAGCGUUACAACUUUAUGCAGAAAAUGUUGUUGCCCUGUGGUUUACCGCCAGAGAGAGAAGAAGAUUGAAGUGUCCCAUAUCCCUUCAUGCAUGGCACUUGGAGUUUGUGUGCACCAGUGAUGACAAGGUUGUUACUUUCGGUACUAGAAACUGUCGAUGCAUCGUGUUGAUUCUGUAAUUCGAAGCAAGCCAAUGUGCUACCUAGGAACCUGGACUUAAUAUUCCUUCAGUACUUUUAGGUCAUAACUGAAGCUGUUCCCCGCUGAGUAAUGGGUUGCUUGGUAAAUUAAAUUAGGGUUGCUUUUUGAAAUGGUUUAGAAACUCUGUAGUUGAGAGGUGAUGUGGAAACCCCAAAAGUUGGGGUUGGUGGUCGGUAUGCCCUUUUGUAUUUUGCACCAAAAAUGUUAUGCUCUUUUAUGCAUGAUAGAAGAUUCCGGUGGCAAUUACAUUAUUGAACAGUUUUGAGAAUUUUAUCAGGGAUUGUUUACAAUGA